Molecule: messenger RNA, 1249 nt
Organism: Dromiciops gliroides (monito del monte)
Lineage: Eukaryota; Metazoa; Chordata; Mammalia; Microbiotheria; Microbiotheriidae
Gene: TIMM8A
Product: translocase of inner mitochondrial membrane 8A
Exons: 2
Coding region: 96-383 (95 amino acids)
Source: RefSeq, a predicted model, not a curated record
GUGGGUUCUGCUUCCGUUUCCGCCCUGAAGACACGUGAAGGUCGGUGGGUUGUUGCUGCUGGCGGGCUCGCGGUUGUGCGCGGGGCCAGGUCGGCAUGGAUUCCUCUUCGUCCGUUGCGGGGCUGGGUUCCGUGGACCCGCAGCUGCAGCAUUUCAUCGAGGUGGAGACUCAGAAGCAGCGUUUUCAGCAGUUGGUGCACCAAAUGACUGAACUGUGCUGGGAAAAGUGCAUGGACAAGCCUGGGCCCAAGUUGGACAGCCGAGCUGAAACCUGUUUCGUGAACUGCGUGGAGCGAUUUAUUGACACGAGCCAGUUCAUCCUGAAUCGAUUGGAGCAGACACAGAAGUCGAGACCAGCCUUCUCAGAAAGCUUGUCUGACUGAUCUCAGCGCAACUCUCUCUGUUCCAUUUUCUAAAGAACUUUAUAGUUCAAGAAAAGAAGAACUGUGAUGGUUGUGAAAGAAAAAGCUGUGGAGGGAUUGACUUACAUCUUUUAUCCCAGCCUGUGGGAUGUUCUGUCAUUUGAAUGAGCAAAGAACAGUUUUGUGAGUUUGGGAGUUGUGUUGUGUUUUGUUUAAAAAUGCCAGUUUUGUGAAAAUUUUGGACAGUUGAAUGGAAGACUACUAGAUACACUUAAACUGUAUACCAGGCUAUGUUCUUAAUGUUCCAUUGGCUUCUUUAUAGGUGUUCAAACUGGGACCAUAUAGGUAGACUCCCUCGUCUGUACCUGUUACUUUUAAACCUGUGGGAGGGUGGGGUUAAGAUAACACAUCUUUGUGUCUAACAGCAGGAGGGGAGAAGCCAUUUGGUACUGCAGUUUCAGGCCUCCUUAUCCAUUUUGGGCAGAUCUGUAACACAAUGCCCGGGACUGUACACCUCACUUCCAAUGGUAUCCAUCUUCCUCCUUUACUGUGACUUAUUUUAAAUACCUAUAUACAAUAGGUCUCAGUAGACAAUGCUGAGAGGCUAGAGGCCUUUGGAUCCAGAGAAAUCUAGUUUAAUGAUCUAGUGAACGUAACUUUUGCCUCCCUCUUGGCAGUCUCAAAAUGAGAAUAAUUUGCCCUGAGUUUCAGGGUAUUAAGUAAUGAAAGAUGUGCCUGAAUCUAUUGUAAAGGUUUAAACCAGCCGCCACCCCAGCUAGCCAUAGUUUCAGGUAGAGGGGCAUACUUCAUGUAUUGAUUCAUUGUUCCAUUUAUUGCAAAUCUUCUGAUUACUGAAAUAAAAACCUUUGCCUCAGGUUGACAUGGUA